This is a messenger RNA of Parastagonospora nodorum SN15, 1116 nucleotides long. RefSeq lists its product as hypothetical. NCBI's taxonomy places the organism in Eukaryota, Fungi, Ascomycota, Dothideomycetes, Pleosporales, Phaeosphaeriaceae. Gene Ontology annotation, biological process: carbohydrate catabolic process. The record is from RefSeq and is a predicted model, not a curated record. Gene Ontology annotation, cellular component: extracellular region. Gene Ontology annotation, molecular function: cutinase activity. Bases 1 to 1116 code for a protein of 371 amino acids. The transcript has a single exon.
AUGAAGUAUCACGCUGCUCAAGUUUUUGCUCUUGCCAGCAUUGCAACUGCAUUCCCGCACCCCCAGCUUCCCUCGCUACCAUCCUUCUCGCUACCAACUGGAGGACUGGGCUCUGGGACAGGUACCGGUCUAGGUACUGGUCUAGGUUCCGGUCUAGGUUCCGGUCUGGGUUCUGGUCUUGGUUCUGGCCUAGGCUCAGGUCUCGGAGGUGGAAGUUCCCCACUUCCAACCGGCCUUCCCAGCCUAGGUGGAGGUUUCUCACUUCCAACCGGCCUUCCCAGCCUAAGUGGAGGCAGCACCGGUACAAGCGGCUCGGGAUUGAGCGGCUGGCUCAGCAGUCUGGGUGGAGGUUCCAGUGGAGGCCUUGGAGGUCUCGGAGGAGGUCUAGGAGGCCUCGGCGGCGGUGCUGGUGGUGCUUCGACAACAGCUGACGCCGUUGUACCCGCACCCUCGAACACUGGUGCCGCUGCAGCUCCCCCAGCGACUGGUGGAGGCAAUACUGGUGGUGCCGGCACGAUUGGUACAAACUGCAAGCCCCAGUCUGGAUCAGCUAACGCCUUCGGAGGAAGUGAAAACGGUAUCGUGGACAAGAGCUGCUGCACCGACAUGACCAUCGUCUUCGCUCGCGGUACGGGAGAGAUGGGCAACGUCGGAUCCGUUUCUGGACCGCCGAUGUUCAAGGCUAUUCGCCAGAAGCUGGGUAACGACCGUGUUACUGUUCAGGGUGUUGACUACGCUGCCUCUGCUGCUGGUAACGCCAACCUUGGUGGUGACGGUGGCCAGAAGAUGGCCGAUCUGGUCAAGCAGGCCAAGUCUCAAUGCCCUGAGACCAAGGUCAUCGUAUCAGGCUACUCUCAGGGUGCCAUGGUCGUUCACAAUGCUUUCAGCAAGGGCCUUUCUGCCACUGAUGUUAGCGGUGCUGUCAUGUUCGGAGACCCAUUGAAGCGCCAGGCUAUCAGCGGUCUCUCAGCUGAGAAGAUCAAGGAAUUCUGUGGUGACGCUGAUCAGAUCUGCGGUGGUGGUGGUGAUGGCGGUGCUACUGGAAGCCAUCUCAGCUACGGCAGCAGUGCGGAUGCGGCGGCGUCUUUCGCUAUACAGGCUGCCGGGCUUGCUUAG